GCCGCUGGCCAGCGGGCAAUCCCCACGGGAGCAAGAGCCGAGACUUCCUCCGUACCUCCCUGCAGCUACACGCCACCCUCCAUCCGACACCAUGGUGCAGUGGUCAGCCGAAGAGAAGCAGCUCAUCAGUAGCCUUUGGGGCAAGGUCAACGUGGCCGAGUGCGGUGCCGAGGCCCUGGCUAGGCUGCUGAUCGUCUACCCCUGGACCCAGAGGUUCUUCACCUCCUUCGGGAACCUCUCCAGCGCCAGCGCCAUCAUUGGCAACCCCAACGUCCGUGCCCAUGGCAAGAAAGUGCUCACCUCCUUCGGGGAAGCCGUGAAGAACCUGGACAACAUUAAGAACACCUUUGCCCAGCUGUCCGAGCUGCACUGCGACAAGCUGCACGUCGACCCCGAGAACUUCAGGCUCCUGGGUGACAUCCUCAUCAUCGUCCUGGCUGCCCACUUCGCCAAGGAGUUCACUCCCGAGUGCCAGGCUGCCUGGCAGAAGCUGGUCCGUGUGGUGGCCCACGCGCUGGCCCGCAAGUACCACUAAAGCGUUGGCAGGAAAGCCUCAGCAAGCGUUUCCCAGCCAUGUUCCAGUGCACGGGCUGAAAUGCUGUUCCGGAGCCUACAGCUUGUAACACCCAAAUAAAAUUCAUCCUGUGAAGUCUC
This is a messenger RNA of Dromaius novaehollandiae (emu), 654 nucleotides long. Its product is annotated as hemoglobin subunit beta. The record is from RefSeq and is a predicted model, not a curated record. The coding region runs from base 92 to 535 and encodes 147 amino acids. NCBI's taxonomy places the organism in Eukaryota, Metazoa, Chordata, Aves, Casuariiformes, Dromaiidae. Gene Ontology annotation, biological process: hydrogen peroxide catabolic process; oxygen transport. Gene Ontology annotation, molecular function: heme binding; organic acid binding; oxygen binding. The transcript has 3 exons. Gene Ontology annotation, cellular component: hemoglobin complex; blood microparticle; haptoglobin-hemoglobin complex.